Molecule: messenger RNA, 1329 nt
Organism: Gadus morhua (Atlantic cod)
Lineage: Eukaryota; Metazoa; Chordata; Actinopteri; Gadiformes; Gadidae
Gene: fgf5
Product: fibroblast growth factor 5
Exons: 3
Coding region: 251-877 (208 amino acids)
Molecular function (GO): growth factor activity
Source: RefSeq, a predicted model, not a curated record
CACCGUCGGUCGUGUUUUCUUUAACGUUACGCGUAUUCUGAGCGGACUUGGCAAUUCAGUAAUGAAAUCCGGAUGAAAGAGAGUCCAUUAAAGCUCUGUCAUACAUCAAGCAGAAGUGAGAUCAUUGGAGUUAAAAAUAUCCAUCCCGUGCCAGAACAACUCAAGUACUGCAGCCGAGACAACUCGUCGGUGCGCGCGUUGCCAACAUGCAGGAGUGGACGAGCGAAGUCAACACUGGCACCAUCACGGAAUGAUGCGUGUUCCCUUCUAUAUUCUGACUGUGGCUCACCUGAUCCGUGCUGCUGCCGCCGGGACAGAGCGGUUCGGGUCCGGACGCAGGACCUGCAGACUCUACUGCAGAGUCGGCAUCGGCUUCCAUCUGCAAAUCCAUCCCGACGGCCGAGUCAACGGGAGUCACGAAGCCAACCACUUAAGUGUUGUGGAGCUUUUCGCCAUGUCCCAGGGUGUGGUCGGCAUCAGAGGAGUUUCCAGUCGCAGGUUUCUGGCCAUGAACUAUCGAGGACGCCUCCACGCCACUGAAGGGUUCUCUGAGGACUGUGUGUUCCAGGAGAGCUUCCAGAAGGACGGCUACAACACCUUCUCGUCUGUGGUCCACCGGGGCCCGCGGACUGCCCGGCCCUGGCUCGUAGCGCUCAACAAGAGAGGGAGGGCCAAGAUGGGCUCCAGCCCCCGCGUCAAAACCCAACAUGUCUCCGCUCACUUCCUGCCGAGGGCCACCCAGCAGCCCUACGAGGAGCGGGGCUUCAAGACCUACAAAACACCUCAACCACUUCCAAUGUCAAAGGUCACGGCCCGGAGCACCUCCAGGCAGGGGGCCGCACAAGUCAAGUACUGGCCCAAGUACCGCUGGGGUUAGAGGUCAAGUACUGGCCCAAGUACCGCUGGGGUUAGAGGUCAAGUACUGGCCCAAGUACCGCUGGGGUUAGUGGUAAAGUACUGGCCCAAGUACCACUGGGGUUAGAGGUCAAGUACUGGCCCAAGUACCGCUGGGGUUAGAGGUCAAGUACUGGCCCAAGUACCGCUGGGGUUAGUGGAUGGGAUACAAGGAAAUGGAUUUGAUCUGAACAAAUCUAAACUGCGACUGUGAAAUAACCAAGGCGACUAACAUCUGCACAGCUUUGCCAAGUGAACAAUCAAAUAGUAUUUGCACACUUUUAAUAUUUAACAUCUUGUAUAGUUUAAUGUUAACGUGACUUUUAUGUCAUGUCAUCCAUCCGACAUGUGAUCUAAUGGACUGAACGAUGUCAUCCAACAGACAGACUGACUGAAAGAUUUGGUAUUUUUUCAUCAUGUCAUAAGUAAAAAAUU